AUGCUUCAGUUCAACGGCCCAUUUCGCAUUUUAACAACCCUUGGCUCUCGAGUCAUCCUCCCAGCAUCUUAUACAGAAUGGUUGAAGAACUGUUCAGAUUUAGACCACCAGGCGCUUGUACAUGACGAAUACUUUGCUACGUAUCCUGGAAUGGAAGGACAGAGUAUUGUCACUGAUCCAAGGAAAAUCCUCAUCAAUGUCACCAAAACGAAACUGAAUCAGAACGGUCAAUGUGAAUUGUUCCAUGAACACCUCACAGAGGCUCUGAGAGAAAUUUGGACAGAUGAUGGCGAUUGGCACACCGUUGAUUGGUCUCAACACGCAAUUCGUUUCAUCGGGCGAAUGUCAGCGUCUGUCUUUGUCGGACCUCAACUGGCUCGCGAUGCUCAAUGGCAGGAGCUGGUUCUCACGUCUACAAUGAAUACAUUUAUGGGAGUUCGAUCACUCCGCGCUUGGCCCGCUUUUCUUCGCCCACUUGUUCACUGGUUCUUGCCGGAGCUCAGAACAUGCCGUCGACAAUUGCGUCUCGCUCGUCGUAUGUUGCAGCCAACUUUUGACCACAGAGCAAGGGUUCGAACCAAUUCCAUUGAAAGUCAUAAACCAGAAAAGUUCAAUGAUACCAUAGAAUGGCUCGAGGAAAUAGCCGCGGGACGCCCCUACGAUGCCGCUGCUGCGCAAAUAGCAUUCGCCAUUAGCGCAAUGCACACAACCUCCGAGUUGCUCAAACAGGCUCUCCUGGACAUUUGCAUGCAUCCAGAAUUGAUUCCAGCUAUAAGACAUGAAGCAAAUCAGGCCAUCGAGGAGAGUGGAUGGACAACUGCAGGCGUUUUCAAGAUGCAGCUUUUGGACAGUGCAAUCAAGGAGACACAACGACUGAAGCCUGGGAUUUUAGCGAAUCUUGAACGAAAGGCUAUGCGAGAUAUCGUCCUUCCAAAUGGCAUGACUAUCCCCCGCGGAACUAACGUUGCCGUUGACUCAUCCAUGAUGUGGGAUCCCGCCAUUUAUCAUAACCCUUUCACCUACGACGGCCACCGUUUUCUUCGUUUACGUCAGGCCGGCAAUGCUUGGGCAGCACUCGCUUCCACCAGUCCAGAGCAUAUCGCCUUCGGGAUAGGGAAGCCAAUCUGUCCCGGGAGGUUUUUUGUUAAUAAUGAAGUCAAGAUUGCGCUGGCUAAGAUUCUGUUGACCUACGAUGUCAGGAUUCCGGAAGGUGUCAAGCCAAAGGUUGUGGAGAUGGGGUUUGAGAUGUUGAGUGACCCGGAUGCAAAGCUGGAGAUUAGGAAACAGCCAGCAUGA
Molecule: messenger RNA, 1296 nt
Organism: Aspergillus ruber CBS 135680
Lineage: Eukaryota; Fungi; Ascomycota; Eurotiomycetes; Eurotiales; Aspergillaceae
Product: cytochrome P450
Exons: 5
Coding region: 1-1296 (431 amino acids)
Molecular function (GO): oxidoreductase activity, acting on paired donors, with incorporation or reduction of molecular oxygen; heme binding; monooxygenase activity
Source: RefSeq, a predicted model, not a curated record